Messenger RNA from Daldinia childiae, 1089 nucleotides. RefSeq lists its product as uncharacterized. The transcript has a single exon. NCBI's taxonomy places the organism in Eukaryota, Fungi, Ascomycota, Sordariomycetes, Xylariales, Hypoxylaceae. The record is from RefSeq and is a predicted model, not a curated record. Bases 1 to 1089 code for a protein of 362 amino acids.
AUGUCAUCUUCUACGACUCCCCAGAUCCUACUCACCGGGGCUACUGGGUUUAUCGGAGGUACUAUCCUAAACCACUUCCUCAACUCGAAGUCUCCGGCCCUUAGCGGCGCCAAUAUUUCCGUCCUUCUACGAGGUGCGGACCGUGCUGCUAAGCUUACAUCCACCUACGGCUCCCGCGUGAAGCCAAUCCUAUACAAAGACAUUGAUGACCUCGAUGGCACGAUCGCUGCUGCUGCGCAGCACGAUAUCGUAAUUAACACCACCCUUGGCUUCCACCCCGCUUCUAUCCAGGCGGUGGUCCGCGGCCUUGCUCAGCGCAAGGCGGCGACAGGGCGUGAUGUAUGGUUGAUUCAUACAUCAGGCACUUCGAACUUCUGCGACACUCCGAUUACGAAAAAGUGGUUGGAGCCGGAGGGUCGUGAAUUCGACGAUGUUAAGGAUGAUAUCUACGGGUACGAGAAGGACCGUGAGGUGAAAGAGGGUCCGUACCACCAACGCACCGCAGAGAUAGGCGCCGUAGAUCUGGCUUUAGAACUAGGCGUGAAGUCGAUAGUUAUCAACAGCGGAACUAUAUAUGGUCGCGGAACCGGUCUAUUCAAUAAGAGAAGCAUUCAGGUUGUCCUAUUCGUCCGCGCUGUUCUGCAACUCAAGAAGGGUAUCAUUUUAGGAGACGGCAAGGGCGUGUGGGAUCACGUACACGUCGAAGAUCUAGCGGACCUCUACUUAAUCGUCCUAGAACGCAUAAUAGCGAAGGGCGGCGAGGGCGUGCCUUCGGGAAAGAAGGGUAUCAUAUUCAGCGGCAACGGCCGACACCAGUGGCUGGACGUGGCGCAGGGGGUAGCUGAUGCGGCCUUCGCGGAGGGUCAAAUCCCAAGCAACAAGUUGGAGAACCUUACUCUCACGGAGGCAACUAAGUAUAUGAUGGGUGGCGAUGUUCCAGAAGAGUUUGUCGAGAAAGCCGUCGUGAGCAACUCACGGACUGUGGCGUCUGUAGCUAAGAGCUUGGGUUGGAAGCCAACGAGGGGAGAGGAAGCGUGGAAGCAGGGGUUCGUUGAGGAGGUUAAGGCUGAGCUGGAAAAGGGUAAAUAG